GCCCAUGCUGAAAAAGAAGACUACUGGGACUCUGUAAUCUGCAGUGAUGUGACCAAGGUAAAUGUUUUUGGAACGGAUGGCUUCAAAACUGUAUGGCAUCGCAAAGGUGAGGGGCACAAAGAAAAAUGCAUGGUGCCUACAGUGAAACAUGGUGGUGAAAGUGUCCUUCUGUGGAGCUGCUGAGCUAUGAGUGCUGCUGGUGUCGGGGAGCUGCAUUUAAUUGAUGGGAUCAUGAAUUCACAGAUGUACUGCUCUAUAUUGAAAGAGAAAUUUUCCAACAUGACAAUAAUCCAAAACCCACAUCUGUUGCAUUUCUGA
Staurois parvus is the source of this 318-nucleotide messenger RNA. The record is from the annotation of a GenBank genome assembly. NCBI's taxonomy places the organism in Eukaryota, Metazoa, Chordata, Amphibia, Anura, Ranidae.